AAACGGACCCUCAAAACUGGGCAACGACAUUUGCCGAAUCUCCCCCUCCAAACGCCGCACCAAAAAAGGAUCAUCAUCGGGCUAAUGCCAAUCGUUUUUUCUGACAGCUUGGGCGGUGAAAUCCAAGAACAUCAGGCGGAAAUCAGGCGGGCUGCUCGGGAUUGCGCGACAUAACAAACAGGGAGUUGAGCUGCUUUUGUUUGAAAAGAGCUGCCUUAUUAGCUCAGCUGAGCUGCCUUGCGACAACGUGGCGCUGCGGACGUUUGGUUUGAGCUGAAUAUCGUGGCACGAGAGACGACCUCGUCAAACCUCGCAGCUGUAUAAAUACACCAGCAACUGCGGCGAUAUCGAAAUACAGCUUCUGGAAGCUCCGUUUCACUGUGCGGUGUCGCAAGAGGAUCCAGACUUAUACUACUGCUCUCUACCUGCCAGCUAAGCUUCACCUCCAUCGUCCAAGAUGUUCCAACAAAAGAAGCCAUACUCGGCCGUCACGGUCACCAUCGAGACGCUCACCUCUGAGGCCUACGAAGAGGAAGACCUCAGCGGCAUCCCCGACCUCGUCGAGGUCAUCACCAUCCAAGCCUCCGGCCCCACGGAGGCCGCCCGCGCCAUUCGAAAGAAGCUCAAGUACGGCAACGUGCACCGCCAGAUCCGCGCCCUGGUCCUGCUCGACGGCCUCAUCCAAAACGCCGGCCCGCGCUUCACGCGCACGUUUGCCGACGAGCCUCUGCUGGAGCGCCUGCGCGUGUGCGGCACGUCCGACCUCUCGGAUCCAGAGGUCAGGAAGAAGUGCAGGGAGCUGUUCAACAGCUGGUCCCAGUAUGGCAAUAAACCGGGCCUGGAGAGGAUUGCUCGGCUGAGCAAGGAGCUGCCGAAGCGAAAGGUUGGCGUCACGCAGGAGAGAUCGCGCGUGCUCAAGGAAACCGAGAACCCAUUCGGUGAUGAGGAAGACGACGAGCCAACGUCUCCGAAAUCCCCAUCUCCUCCUGCCGCCGGUCCGUCGUCGUCGUCCCACAGUCGUACGUCUCAUAGCCGCGAAUCGUCAAUGGUCGAUUCGUUCAAGCGUCAGCAAUCCUCUGUGUCCAGCAGUAGCGGGUCUAUAUUCAGCAGCUCCGACAAGAAGAAGAAGAGCGGCAGCGGUAGCAAGACCAAGGGCAAGAGGAAGCCCUUCAACCUAGAGGCCGAAAAGGAGGGGAUGAAGUCUGUCAUUGCAGAGUCAUCGCUGGCGGCAACGAACCUGCUCAACGUCUUGCAGACGAUUAACCGUGAACGAGAGCGUAUCUCCGAGAACAACUUGGCUGUUGAGAGAUUCGAGUCUUGCAAGCUUCUCCGCAGAAAGGUGUUGCGCUUUGUUCAUCAUGUCGAACAUGAACAGUGGCUAGGUCCACUCCUCCACGCAAACGAUGAACUGGUCCACGCCCUCAUGACAUUUGAGCAGCUCGACCAGUCCGUCGAUGCCGACAGUGACUCUGACGACGAACUUGCGGAACAAGCUCACCUAUACCGAAUGGCUGCUAUAAAAGGAAAAGAAGAACUGGCCGCCAAGGAGGCUUCAUCCCCCCCAGCCCGGGCCGAGCAUCCCGACAUCGCCGGUCUGAGCAUCAACUCGUCCCCAAGAGCGACCCCGCCUCCUCGACCUGCCUCGAAGCCUGCCUUUUCAGCACCGCCGAUACCACCUCCGCUGCCAUCGAACCCCAGGCCUACGGCUCAGCAGAGACAGGGCUCGUACUUGUCCGACGAGGAGGACGAUGACGAUCCGUUUGCUGAUAGAAACAUUGUUGAGUGAGGUUGACACGGAUAUCACUGGAAAUUUGUGGUUUAUUCUUUUAUCCCGCGGUUGGCGUAUGUGUUGACCCGUCGUUUGGAUAUUCUCCUACUGUUUUUCGAUUCACUUCUUAUUUUAUUUAUUUUCUCGUUGUUUGGAACUGAUUCCCCAGGAGAGUUCCAUGCGUGCCUUGGAAAGCGGGCAAAAAUCUAAUGAUUCAUGAGGCCAUGAUAUCGCGUGUGCAAAUUUAGUGCGUGCCUUUGGUCAUCUGAAAUAUUCCCAAAAUGAGCUUGUGGAUUCCUCUUCUUUCAAUAAAGGUUUUUUUUAUUUUUUAUUCUAUUUCAGAGAAGGCCUGUGUUUGGUUUUGGGCUAGUUUGUGAUGUUGAGUUGAAGAGAUCUGAGU
This is a messenger RNA of Trichoderma harzianum CBS 226.95, 2168 nucleotides long. RefSeq lists its product as hypothetical. Gene Ontology annotation, molecular function: phosphatidylinositol binding; ubiquitin binding. The record is from RefSeq and is a predicted model, not a curated record. The transcript has 4 exons. Lineage: Eukaryota; Fungi; Ascomycota; Sordariomycetes; Hypocreales; Hypocreaceae. The coding region runs from base 458 to 1786 and encodes 442 amino acids. Gene Ontology annotation, biological process: endocytosis; actin filament organization; actin cortical patch localization. Gene Ontology annotation, cellular component: actin cortical patch.